Molecule: messenger RNA, 2278 nt
Organism: Juglans regia (Persian walnut)
Lineage: Eukaryota; Viridiplantae; Streptophyta; Magnoliopsida; Fagales; Juglandaceae
Product: transcription termination factor MTERF9, chloroplastic
Exons: 4
Coding region: 150-1727 (525 amino acids)
Biological process (GO): regulation of DNA-templated transcription
Molecular function (GO): double-stranded DNA binding
Source: RefSeq, a predicted model, not a curated record
AAGUAACUAAUUAGUCCAAUAGAUUCAGAUUUCCACAAGCUGAGUUAGAGUCCACACUACCGGCAAAAAGAUAUAUGAAGAAGAAGAAGAAGAUAUUUUUCUGGUUAGGGUUUUUGGGUGUAUUCUCUCUCUCUCUCUCUCUCUAAAAAAUGGCGGCUUUUUUCUCUCUCUAUCCCUUCAAUACCAUUCUCUGCACUCCUUUGAACGUCUCAGUUUCGCACUUGACCGUACAGUCCCUCUCAAAUUUUAUUGGAGGAAGCGGGGGUGGAAUUGUUAAGCCGAGGGGCAGAACGUGCAGGUUCGUGGCGCUGUCGACGCACUCGACCCCUAGAAUCCUCAAGUCCAACCGGAGAUCGCGCUACGGCCACCUACUUUCGCCGUUCGAUACUGACGACGAGGAUUUUGAUGAUGAAGACGACGAGGUGAAGGAUGAUUCUUCGGCGCCCAAUGAUGACUUUGCCAAAACUGCAGAACUUGAUCUUAAGGGAAAGAGAUUGAAGUCCCAGCAUGAAACAAGAAAAGGUAAACAGAGACAACCAGAGAGAGACUGGAGCUUCAGAGCAUCCAAACCUGGACAAAGCCUCAAAAUUGAUGAAGAUCAAUUGGAUGCGAGAAAUGACGAGAACACUAUACAAAGGAGUGACAUUGGAGAUUCCUAUCAUGAUUUCAAUGAAACAGAGGAAAUCAGAUCCGUAGAUAUGAAUGGCAGAGGGAAGUUGAUGACAAGGAAAUCUAUGGAGAACAAAUAUCCUCGGCUAUGUGAAGAAAUAGAUUUGGAUAAAAAAUGGUUACCCCUUCUUGAUUACUUGACCACAUUUGGCCUUAAGGAAUCACACUUUAUACAAAUGUAUGAAAGGCACAUGCCUUCCCUUCAAAUUAAUGUGUGUUCCGCACGAGAAAGGUUGGAAUACUUGUUGAGUAUUGGUGUCAAACAUAGAGAUGUGAGAAGAAUACUUUUGAGGCAGCCGCAAAUUUUGGAGUACACAGUAGAGAACAAUUUGAAGUCCCAUGUUUCUUUCUUGCUGGGUUUGGGCAUUCCAAGUUCCAGAGUAGGGCAGAUAAUUUCAGCUGCACCAUCUCUAUUUUCUUACAGUAUUGAGAACUCAUUGAAACCCACAGUUAGAUAUUUGGUUGAGGAGGUCGGCAUCAAGGAAAAAGCUUUAGGUAAAGUCAUACAACUUAGCCCUCAAAUCCUGGUCCAACGCAUUGGCAUAUCGUGGAACACGCGUUAUACUUUUCUGUCAAAGGAAUUGGGAGCACCAAGAGAUAGUAUAGUCAAAAUGGUGACUAAACAUCCUCAGCUCCUCCAUUACAGUAUUGAUGAUGGAUUACUGCCUAGGAUCAAUUUCCUGAGGGGUAUAGGGAUGUGUAAUUCUGACAUCUUGAAAGUUUUGACCAGCCUUACACAGGUAUUAUCCUUAUCAUUGGAGCAGAAUCUGAAGCCUAAGUAUAUGUACUUGAUCAAUGAACUUCGUAACGAGGUGCAUUCCUUGACAAAAUAUCCUAUGUACUUAAGUUUGUCUUUGGACCAGAGAAUUCGUCCUCGCCAUAGAUUCUUGGUUGCCCUUAAGAAAGCUCCAAAGGGGCCAUUUCCUCUCAGUUCACUGGUUCCAACUGAUGAAUGCUUUUGUCAGCAGUGGGCUGGAACCAGUUUAGAUAAAUAUUUGGCUUUUCGGCAGAGACUACUACUCAAGGAGUUUGCAAAGAAAUACGAAAAGAAAGGAUAACACUCUGCCCUCUCUAUUGUGUCCUUGGCUUACGAUACAAGUAUUUGAAUAGCAGUCUCUUCAUUAACUUCGGCAACAAAAAACUUUUUUUUGUUUAAUUUCACUGAGGUUUUAGUGAAUCUCAGCAUCUUUGACUUUUGUAAGCCUCUAGUAAGUAAAUGCUAUGCCAUGGUUUGGCGAAGAGGUACUCAGCACUGUAAUUGGUGCUGAAGCUGCUCGAGUGGCAAAGUUGAUGUUUGAAGGCGAGAGUUAUUUUCUAAGCUCUGGUUAUCUAAAGGCGAGACGGCAUCAUCAAAAAGGCUGUUAUGUGGAAGAGUUUUAGAUCCUUGAACAAGAAAGUGAAUGAAAAUGGAAGUGGCAUGUUGUCAAACGAUGCGGUUUACAAGCGCCAGAUAGUGGAUAUAUGCGGGAGUUUCUUCUUCCUUUCUUUCUUUUUUCCUAAUCUGUAUAUAUUUUGGAGUUAGACCCCAUUUGAUAGUUCCCAUGAAUGAUUUUGUCAAUGUAAAAGGUUGUAUUAGUUGAUUGCUACAUUAUGCAUCCGAGCUUCUCCA